AUUUUGCUUCCAUGGACGCCCCGCUUGCCCCCAAGUAAAAGCCAGAGUGUAGCACUCUAGCAGACCCACAUUACACAGAGAGAGAGAGAGAGUUGCGACGAACGACGACCAAGGUGCACAGCCAGAAAGAGACGACGCAAAGACGGAAACUUUCCCAUUCCCCAUACACCUCUCUCUCUCUCUCAAAAGUCGCAUUCCCCUCUUCUCUCCCUCCUCACGAACUCACCAGCCUCUUCUGCUUCCUGGGUACUCACUCUGCUGCAUAGAACCCACAUUCCGCUCCUAAUCAAUCGACCCCACUAAAAAAAUUCUUUGCUUUGGUUGGCAGUUUCAUUCUGCUUUGUUCCCCCUUUUCACCACCUUGCACCGUCUGUCUCUCACUCCUCUCGGGGUUCCUUUGGUCGGCUGCUCUCCUUCUUGACAAGUUUGACCAUGGCGGCGGGCGCGCGGCGGGCAGUCCUGCUGUGGGUUUUGCUCACAUUUCUGGCAAUGCUGCUGCUUCUUCCUCUUCCUCCGGUCACUGCUGAUUGCCCCUUGGAUUUAAGCGGUUCAAACUUCACAUUGGCAGCCUCAUUGUGUUCCAAGAAAGAAGACCGAGGGAAGUGUUGCCGCUACAUUAAUGCUUUCAUUGCAGUAUCAGCCUCCCGCUAUGCAAAUGCAACGGGCAACUUAGGGGUCCCCUCCAAUCUAUCAGAUACAUGUGUUGGGUCCAUCACUCAGACCAUGCAACUGUACGGACUUCCACAAAAUGCAACUCUUUUCUGCGGAUUUGGUACUAAAAUCCCGGUUCACUACGAGUGUAUGGAGCGAACUACAGUCGGCGAGAUGCUGCAGUCUCCAGAAUUUGAGAACGUUGUGCAGAACUGUGAGGUGCCAGUUUCAGGGGAAGCCGAUUGCAGGAAAUGCUUGAAUGCGGACAUUGUAUACCUUCAUCAUCUGGUUGGAACGGAUGACAAUGUCACAUUGAGUAUCUGCAGGGAUGCAGCUUUUGUUGCACUCACAAGCCGAGUUGAUGCUGCAACUACUGUUAAUUUCGCACGUUGUUUCUUUCAAGUUGACGGUCUUGUAUCUCCUCUAGUGUCAUCGCCUUCUGGAAACAUCACUGAAACUUCUCCUAGUCCUUCAUCUGCUGCAAGCCCCGACCAAGCUUUGUUAGGAUUACCACAAGAUGGCAACCAUCAUCACCCCUAUCACUUGACAUUGAUUCCUGGAAUCGGGAUCGGAGUUACACUGUUUGCUUUCGUUGUGUUGAUGGUUUUGGUAGUUCUUAUUCGGAAAAAGAGCAAGGAGUUAGAUGAUCCAGACAAUCUAGACAAGGCAUCUUCUAAAGCUUUUUCUGCUUGGACAACACGAAAAUUUCAACAAGGAUCUGCAGCGAUGUUUCGAAAAUUCAGCUACAAGGAAAUAAAGAAGGCAACAGACAACUUUACUACAGUAAUAGGAGAAGGAGGAUUUGGAGUUGUUUACAAAGCUCAGUUUAGUGAUGGGUCAGUGGUGGCAGUGAAGAGGAUGAACAAAGUUUCAGAACAGGGAGAAGAUGAGUUCUGCAAAGAGAUUGAACUUCUUGCUAGAUUGCAUCAUCGUCAUCUAGUCGCUCUCAGAGGAUUUUGUGCAGAAAAGCAUGAGAGGUUCCUUGUGUAUGAAUACAUGGCAAAUGGAAGCCUGAAGGAUAAUCUGCACUCUCCUGGAAAAGCUCCUCCAAGUUGGCAGACCAGAAUCCAAAUUGCUAUUGAUGUGGCUAAUGCUCUGGAGUAUCUCCACUUUUACUGCGAUCCACCUCUUUGCCACAGGGACAUCAAGUCCAGCAACAUCUUGCUCGAUGAAAAUUUUGUAGCCAAGGUUGCAGAUUUUGGACUUGCACAUGCUUCAAAAGAUGGUUCAAUAUGUUUUGAACCUGUAAAUACAACUGAUAUCAGGGGAACUCCAGGUUACAUGGAUCCUGAAUAUGUGGUAACUCAAGAGCUCACUGAGAAAAGUGAUGUGUAUAGCUACGGAGUGGUUCUUCUGGAGAUGGUCACGGGAAGACGAGCAAUACAAGACAACAAGAAUCUGGUGGAAUGGUCUCAAAUAUUCAUGGCCUCAGAAUCAAGACUACCCGAAUUAGUUGAUCCACGUAUUAAGGACUCGUUUGACUUUGACCAACUUCAAACUAUUGUCAGCACUGUGAGAUGGUGCACCCAGAAGGAAGCCACGGCUAGGCCUUCAAUCAAGCAGGUGAUCCGGCUUCUGUAUGAAAGCUCUGACCCCAUGCAUAGUGGGUUUGUUGAGGCACUGGAAGAAGAAGAAUUCGAAGGUAGGGGAAGAACAAAUAGUAAAGGGAAAACAAGUAGAAGUGGUGAUGUGAUUUUCCACAGUGGAGAUGCUAGAUGUCUGGCCUCUUCAUCAAGUACAUCAAGAUCACAUUGUAGCAGAACUUUUCUACUUGAAACUGGCUCUCCACAAUCUCCCCCCAACAUGUACUCCCUCUGACGAUACUUUGUCUACUAUAACUCCCAUUGACACUUAUGUUAAGUCUAGCUUUUUACAUAAUAGUAACCUUGCUAAAUGAAUUAAUCUCCACUGAGACAUGUCCUCCCUUUGGCGCUACUGAUCGUGGUGAAGUCCAAGGAGAUGCCAUCUUCACGUAUUUAUCGUUCUAAACUUGAACAAGACAAGCUUCCCAGAUUUGCAGCAACUGCUGGUUUGACAAAUGACAGGAUCCUGUAUGAUAACAAGACAGAAUGGAUUAGCUAAGUUCUCUUGUCCUUUAUAUCUUGCUGUCAGCAAUGGUUUAUUCUUCUUUGGAAUCCUCCUCCGAGAAGGAUUAGCUUUAGCUACCAACCGAACAUACUUUGAAGGAUUUCUUCAGUUUGUAACAGC
This is a messenger RNA of Linum tenue, 2859 nucleotides long. The record is from the annotation of a GenBank genome assembly. NCBI's taxonomy places the organism in Eukaryota, Viridiplantae, Streptophyta, Magnoliopsida, Malpighiales, Linaceae.